Molecule: messenger RNA, 2116 nt
Organism: Meriones unguiculatus (Mongolian gerbil)
Lineage: Eukaryota; Metazoa; Chordata; Mammalia; Rodentia; Muridae
Gene: Plpbp
Product: pyridoxal phosphate binding protein
Exons: 8
Coding region: 61-888 (275 amino acids)
Cellular component (GO): intracellular anatomical structure
Molecular function (GO): pyridoxal phosphate binding
Source: RefSeq, a predicted model, not a curated record
GGCGGGACCGGAAGGUGGUCUCCCAGGGUCGCGGGUCUUCAACCCGGCAUCCGCUGGGGAAUGUUGAGGGCUGUCGGUAUGUCUGCCGAGCGGAGCGUCGGGUUGGCGCUGCGGGCCGUGAACGAGCGCGUCCAGCAGAGCGUGGCGCGGCGGCCGCGGAAUCUUCCAGCCAUCCAACCCCGGCUAGUAGCAGUCAGCAAAACGAAACCUGCAGACAUGGUGAUUGAAGCCUAUGGCCAUGGCCAGCGCACUUUUGGAGAGAACUAUGUUCAGGAACUACUAGAAAAAGCAUCAAACCCUAUGAUUCUGUCUUCAUGCCCUGAGAUCAAAUGGCACUUCAUUGGCCAUUUACAGAAACAAAAUGUCAACAAAUUGAUGGCUGUCCCCAACCUCUUUAUGCUGGAAACCAUAGACUCUGUGAAGUUGGCAGACAAGGUGAACAGUUCCUGGCAGAAGAAAGGUUCUACUGAGCGACUAAAGGUUAUGGUCCAGAUUAACACCAGUGGAGAGGAGAGUAAACACGGCCUUCUGCCUUCGGAGACCAUAGCCUUGGUGGAACAUAUCAAGUCCAGUUGUCCCAGCCUGGAGUUCGUGGGGCUCAUGACCAUAGGAAGCUUUGGCCAUGAUCUUAGCCAAGGACCAAACCCAGACUUCCAGCUGCUACUGUCCCUGCGUCAGGAGCUAUGUGAAAAGCUGAGCAUCCCUGUGGACCAGGUGGAGCUGAGCAUGGGCAUGUCCAUGGACUUCCAGCAUGCUAUUGAAGUAGGAUCUACAAAUGUCCGGAUAGGAAGCACGAUUUUCGGAGAGCGGGAUUACUCGAAGAAACCUGCCCUAGACAAGACUACAAGAGAACUGAAGGCCUCAGUGCCUCUAGUGCAAGAACAGUGACGCCAGGACAGCUAAAAAGAUCAACUAUGCACCAGCCUAGGUUUCAUUUUGGUGUUCCGCAUGUCCCCAAUCCCACUCUUCCGCGGCCUGUGUAGAGCGCUGAGGAUUACACGUGUUGACGGAGACCACCUGUGCUUAGCCUCUGCUCCAGGAAGCUCAGUUCAAGCACUGGCUUAGGCUUGAAUUUGAGGAGUUCUGAGACUUCUGAACUGACACCAAAUCAGUAGCCAGGAACUGAGAUUGAACAAACACUGCCCAGGACCACCCAACCCUCCAUGAAUGCCUUUUCCAGAGUGUCUUUUGGGUUGCUGCUGUCUAUAAUCAAAAGAAAAUCAAAGGGAUUCCCAUUUUCCAUUCUACCAUAAUAGAGUUGUUCUUACAAGUUCCCACUGAACAGUCCCAUCACUACUCUGGAAUGGGGUAUUUCUGCUCCCAGUUCACACUCUGGCAAGUAGAUGUGUCUGGUCACGGCUCCUCUGUGGCCCUGACCCGAAAUUCCAGGGUAACUUGUAAAUAGCACUUGAGCCUUUCUGACAUCGUGUCGAAAAGGUGGUACUUGGAGCUUUUUCCUUGGGGACCACAGUGAUGGAAAAUGAGUGACAGGACUUCUUCCCCAUCAUUUUCUGGGUUUCAGACCGUCCCACUUGGAAACAGAAGCCCUUCAAAGCCAAUUCUGGUGCACAGUUUUAAAAGGCCUGACUUGCUUUUUCUUUUCUGGGGAAGUAUCUCCCAGGUGUACUUACAGCCACCCCCAAAACAUACACAUAUUUAGAAGCCAGAAUUCUGCAGCUCUUGAUUGUUCAUAAUGUAAUGAGAGCCUCAAAACUGAGGAAGCCCUGGGCAUAACAGCACCUGCCUGUAACUGUGGAAAAUGGGAGGUGUGGGCAGGAAGAUCGGGAGUUCAGCAACAGACAAAGGCUAAAUGACCCUUAUCUAAAAACUAAUGAAGUAGAAAGCACAAUUCUGCAGUAAUCACAACAGCUUCAGUGUGGGCUGCUCAUUUCCUGAUAGCUUUUUCUCUCAUUUACCCCAGCCCUCUUCCCUCGUUUAACAAAUACCUUCAGAACCUGCUGCUACUGAAUGUAAUUUUAUAAACUUAAACCGCUCUGAUUCCUGUUCUGUUUCAAUCAAAGCUAGCGUGGCAUUUCAGAGUCUGUUAAAUACAAAUGUGAGCUUGAAUUAUACCAUCUGUGCCAACUCUAAAGCAAUUAAAGAUUUAUUUUUAUGA